Messenger RNA from Rhodotorula toruloides NP11, 4389 nucleotides. RefSeq names its product nuclear export factor. NCBI's taxonomy places the organism in Eukaryota, Fungi, Basidiomycota, Microbotryomycetes, Sporidiobolales, Sporidiobolaceae. The record is from RefSeq and is a predicted model, not a curated record. The transcript has 10 exons. Gene Ontology annotation, cellular component: transcription export complex 2; nucleus; cytoplasm. The coding region runs from base 1 to 4389 and encodes 1462 amino acids. Gene Ontology annotation, biological process: mRNA export from nucleus.
AUGUCCUGGAACGGGCCCGACCCAUUCGCUUCGUCCUCCAACCCCACCUCCUCCUCAUCGACUUCGCGAGGCGGCAUCCGCACCUCGUCCUCCGACUGGGUCCCGCGCGGUGGCUUCCAGGGCGAGAGAGGGCGCGGACGAGGGAGAGGAGCGGGCAGGGGAGGCGCAGGCAGAGGGGCCGGAGGACCAGGCGUCAAGCGACAUACGAACCUGAGUUGGCGGAGACCGGCGGACGAUGACACGACUGCGCAGGAUGGUCAGGACGGAGAGGACGAGACUGGGGAGGGCGGCGUAACAGCCGACGCGCCGAGUGCGUUCGCUGCGUUUGGAGCAGGAGGAGGCGGAUUCGGUGGAUUCGGUGCGACGCCAUCGGCGACCAGCGCGUUCGAGACGACAGAAGCGAGCACUUCGGCUUUCGGCUCUGCACCGAGCGCUUUCGGCAAUGCAGGCUCGACCUUCGGUUCCGCCUUCCCUUCCGCCUCAACCUCAACCGCCUUCCCCUCAGCUUUCUCCGCAGCGCCCGUCCAACCGACUUCUGGACCCGUCCCUCUCCUCCGUCAAGAGUCUCAGCAGAGCGAAGAAGCAACGGUGGCCCAGGAAGAGGGGGACAAAGGGAAGCAGCGCGCGAACGGGCAGAUCUCGACGCUCGAAGUGCUUGGCGAGGACUCGGAGGCGAGGCGGAAGCGAUUCGAGUCGACGUUGCCUAACAACCGGUAUCUCGAGCUCAAGCCGCUUCGGGAAGAGCAGCGUCUCAAAGCCAUCAAGGCCGGCUUGAUACCCGACCCGUCAAAACCGAUGCGACUCGACCAGGCAACUGACUUCGAGGGGACUUGCGAGGAGAUGUGUCCGGAAUGGGAGCGUGAGGAGCGCGAGUACCAGAACAACGUCGACCCGCUCGAACGGUACCCCGGCACGACGCGCAUCGACCCGACACGAGCCGUCAAGGCCUUCCACCGUCCCGCAGCCGGCAACGACCAGCCUCUUCCCUCCGACGUCCGUCCUCCACCCGUCCUGCACCGCACCCUCGACUACCUCUUCCACACUCUCCUUCCCCAACAUCCUCUCGCCGUGACUCAUCCGUUCAUUCGCGACCGCACCCGCUCGAUUCGCCAGGACUUUACGGUUCAGAACGUGCGAGGAAGGAGCGCGAUCGAGUGCAACGAGCGGAUAGCGAGGUAUCAUGUCCUUGCUGUCGGGACGCUGCGGGAACAGAGCGGGUUCAGCGAAAGUCAGGAGUUGGAGCAGCUGAGGAAGGUCCUCAAGUCGCUCAACGAGUUCUACGACGACGCUCGAUCGUCCGGGAACCCCUCGCCGUCACCCAACGAAGCCGAGUUCCGCGCCUACAACAUCCUCACCCACCUCCGCGACCCAGACAUUAUCUGGUCCUGCGAGCUCCUCCCAUCUUCAAUCUUUUCCCACCCCCUCCUCCAACGCGCACUCGCCAUCCACCGCCUCGCUCAAAAGUCCAACAUCGCCCGCGGCGAACGAGCCUCGCAGAACGCCUUCUCGCGGUUCUUCAAGCUCGUCGCCGCACCUGAAACGCCGUACCUCUUUGCGUGUAUCCUCUCGACGCACUUCAACGAUGUCCGCCGAAACGCGCUUGAUGCGCUCAGGAUGGCAUUCCUCCAGCAGCACAGCGCGUUUCCGCUGAGGACGUUGGCGAAGGUGCUCGGAUGUGAUGACGAGGAGGAUGCGAGGUCGGUGUGCGAACAGCUCGGUGUGGUUGUCAGGGCGGACGAGCGCGGGAAGAUGGUGGCUGAGCUGCACAAGCAGGCUGUGCUGAAGAUUGCGACGCUCAAGCCGAAGGUGUCGAUGCGCCUCGUCGAAGGCAAGCGAGGCGAAACGUCGUACCAAGCUGUCAUCGAUGGAGGCGACUACUCGUGCGCGCACGUUGAGGCGAUCCCAGCGACUCCUGCUGUCGCCUCGCAGUCGACUUUCGCGUUCUCGGCAGCACCUCCCGCGACAAGCGUUCCGCAAUCCCUACCACCUCCCGCACCUUCCACUCUCGCUCCGCCAGCAUUCGGUGCCGCCUCUUCCUCUCCUCUACCUUCGCCCUUCGCGACGCCUCCCUUCGGCGCCUCUCCCGUCCCGCCUCCUGCCGCCAGUACUUCUACCGGCCUCAACGCCACCGCCUCGCCAUUCGUCCCGUCUUUCUCGUUGCCGAAAGCGGCGGCACCUCCAGCACCUCCGCCCGCGACUACUGCCGCAGCCUCCUUGCCGACCUUCAGCUUCGCGCCCGCUCCGCCACCCGCAUCGAGUGCGCCUGCGCCUCCUGCCUUCCCCAGCCCCGCCGAGCCUAGCACAUUGCGACCGGCCAAACGACUUCCACCUUCUUCGCUCCGAACAGCCGGCACAGCCCCUUCCUUCACGCCCUCUCCUGCUCCGCCUGCCUUACCAAAACCCGUACCUUCCCCUCGCCGCCCAUCCGCAACAUCGCCGAUUGCAGCGAAAGGCCUGCGACGCGUCUCGCUGCCUCGAGCUGCAUCUCCUGCAACGACUGUCGCUGCUGCAGCACUUGCACGGCGCCAAGCCCUUGUCGACUCGCUCGUCCGCGACUUGACAGCCGAGUUGCUCGCGACCGCCGUCGUCGCGCCGGUCCAGCGGGCGAGUGCAAGCGUCCUCAAGGAGCGGUGGGCGGAAGUGAAGGCGAAGGAGCGCGAAGCGAAGGAUGCACUUGCACAGCGUCUGGCGCACCAGGCUUACGACGAGUUGGCCAGCUUGGCUGCGCGGGAGGCGAUACUCGAUGCUGUCCGACGACAACGUUCGCAGCGACGAUCGCUCGAGCGCUGGAGGCGGGUCACGCAGCGAAGCCUUGUCCACAAGGCGGAGGAACGGGCGCGGCGGAAGGAGUGGGAAGAGGUGGUCGGCACAAUCGAGCGGACGAAGGCAAGCCGGGCGGAGGACGACGAAGGCGCGAGCGACGAGGAUGAAUUGGACGAGAUGGUGGACGAGGAGGAAGACGGCGGUCUUGCUGGUCUCGCCGAUGCAGGACUUGACUUUGGCAGUCUCUCGCUCGACGCCGCUCGACAACCGGACAAGCCUCGCGAUGCCGUCGACGACGACCUCGUCACGAAGCUGCGAACGGCAGCUGAAACGCGCGAGCGGAUUUGGUCUCGCGGCACCUUCCUCGACAUCCUCUCGCAACAUGCCUCGGCAGCCCUUUCCUCGCAUCGCCUACCCUUCCGUCCCACCUGGUCCACACUCGCCUCAACGACCGACACCGAAUCGCCGUUCGGUGCUUGGCUCGCGUGCAAGUUCGACAUCCGACAAGAGUCAGGUCUCGCCGAGAUCGACACUCCCAAUGUCGACGUCGAGGUGCGGCUCCUCGGCGAACGCCAUCAGCCCAUCGAGUCGGAACUCCGCACAACCGGCCUCCUCGUCUUCGACUGCACGAAAUCGAAGGGAUCCUCGCCUGACUGGCACGCCGCACGGCAACGCCUGAACCAUCUUGUCGGCCAGGUCGCGCAGAAGUCGCUCUUCAAGCCGGCACUUCUCAUCAUUCUCUGCCCCGACCGCGCCUUGAGCGAGGCGGACGAGGCCGCUAUGAAGGCCGAGCUGGCAGCAGAGCUCCGGCUCGACGCCUUUGUCGACAUUCGCAGCUGGGCAAUCGACCUCAUGCGCCUCGACGGUGCCGAGUCCAACUUCGACGUCGAGACGGCCAAACUCCUCUUCCCUGUCGUCGUUCGCAACGAGCGCAUCCCGCGCCCCUUCAGCUCCUUCCUCAACCCGCUUGUAGAGGUUUGGCGAGCAAGUUUGGCACGGGCUUGCAAAGUCGUGCACGACUCGUCUGCAGCCCGAGACUUCACGACGACAUAUCUUCGUCAACUUGAGGACAUCAUCGCCCACAGCGAGGCCGUCGCUUCUCCUCCACCUCGCGCCAAAAUCAUCCUCCCCGAGUUCCCUAACGCCUCCACCUUCCGCUCCGACUGCGCUGCUUUCGCCGCUCUGCCCGACUUCCAGUCGAGCGGCAACUUCCCGGACCUCGCGACCCUUCUCGCGCAGCAACCGCCUGCGUCGGACCUCUCGCUCGCACGCGUCCUGCUCGAACACCUCGCUGUCUUUGUCCUUGAGACGCUCUCGCCGAUGAAGACGCUGCAAGGCUCGCUCGACGACGAGCUUCCCGGCGCAAUCGAGGACGUCCAGUCUGCGCUCGCAACGCUCGAAGACCGGCUUCGACCAGCGCAGCCGAUCCUGACGCCGCGGAAGAAGCGACGAGCGAGUGCGGCGCCCUCCGAGACGAACAGUCCGAAGAAGCAAGUUGGUGCGAACGGUAUAGCGGGCGAGGAGAAAGGGUUGUUGAACGGACGCGGGCAGAUGGCGAAGCCGCAGGAUCGGCUGAGCGCGCUUGAGGGGCUGAUGAAGGAUGCGAGGGCCUUGUUGGCACGGUAG